Messenger RNA from Baudoinia panamericana UAMH 10762, 536 nucleotides. RefSeq lists its product as uncharacterized. The transcript has a single exon. Bases 142 to 444 code for a protein of 100 amino acids. Lineage: Eukaryota; Fungi; Ascomycota; Dothideomycetes; Mycosphaerellales; Teratosphaeriaceae. The record is from RefSeq and is a predicted model, not a curated record.
CGUGGGACACGCAAUGUCAGCCGCAAGAUCACGACGCCGGCAUGCCGUCCGUCAAGUGCAAUCACUAACCUCCGAAGUUGACCAAGAUUGAGUGGACGAAACUCCGGCCAACCAGCGCAUAACCAGCGUAUCAGCACUAACAUGAAAGGUCAAGGUAAGUCCCGAACACUAACCAUAACGCAUCAGAUUCACAGCGAACGGCCGCACAGCCCUCUCCUACACUCUCUCCUUGAGCGCCAUGUCUUCUCUUAUCAUGAUCUAUUGACUAGCACUGUGAAGCUCCCGGCAUGGAGGCUACGCGCAGAGAGCUGCUUGCGUAACGUGCGAAGGCAGGCAGGCAGGCAGGCAGACCUAAAGCGGUUCGCGGCGUUACGAUGGCGUUUGAGUCGUGGCAUCGUUGUUGCAGGUGGCUUCCUGAGAAGCGGUUGCUCUGUGAUUAUAUAGCCUUUCGGUUUGCAGCGGUGAUUGUUCGAUAGUUCCACGUGAUACCGCGUCUUUAGCGCAGCUUUUGCACUUCCGACUUCAUUAAAGUCCCC